AUAACAGCAUUUCAUUCUUAAGUUGAAACAUUUCGUUUAUUCAUCUGUGUUAUAAGCAUUAUCCAUAUCUAGACUACUGUAUUUAGAGCUGCAGUAAACAUGAGAGAGUACAGUUAUCUCCUCAAUAUACCAAUGUUCUGUCCUUUGGAUAUAUACUUCAUAUUGGAGUUGUAAGAUCAGACAUUAGUUCUUUUCUGUUGUCUGGAUAAAUGUACAUAAUGUCUAUACUCACUAAAAUACUAUAUUAAUAUUUUCCUUUAGAAUGAAGGAUUUUUGUCUAUGUUGAUCUUUGCUGUAUUUUACCUAGAUGAGUAUCUGACAGUUUUUCCUUUAAGGCUAAGAAAAAUCACCAAGGAUAUGUCUGUGGUUGAGCAAGAUCUAGAUCCAGAUAGUACUACAGGUACAGAAUUUGUUAUAGAUUCUGAAGAAGAACUUAUUAAAGAAUGUGAAGAACUCUGGAAAGAUAUGGAAAAUUGUCAGAAUAAAUGGUCGCUUAUUGGAACUGAGACACUCACUAAUUCAAAUGCACAGCUAUCAUUACUGAUGAUGCAAGUGAAAUGCUUGACUGCUGAAUUCAAGCAAUGGCAGAAUGAAACACCUGAAAUAAUUCCUCUGACUGAUGAUGUUCUAACUACAUUAGGGAAGGAAGAGUUACAAAAAUUGAAACAUGAUCUUGAAAUUAUACUACCCACUAUUCAGUCAAAGAAUAAAAAGUUAAAGGAAGACUUUGCAAGAGAGCAGCAGUGGUUGGAUGAACAGCAACAAAUAAUGGACACACUUACUACAAUCCAAAGUGAACUGGAAAGUCAGAUUGAGGCGCAUUCUAAAUCAAGACUUGAAAUGACUAAUGAGAUGAAAGCUAAAAUACUCACUAUAAAAGAAUUUAAGGAGAAACUCUUGAUUGCCCUGGGUGAAUUUCUUGAAUACUAUUUUCCUCUGCCUGGUGGAAAAACUAAAAGGAAAAAGACAAACGUUGAACCAACUGCACAGCUGAUAACAUUGAAUGAGAUAAUUGAGAUCCUUAUAAAUAGAAUGUUUGAUGUUCCACAUGAUCCCUAUGUCCAAAUUAAUGCUUCCUUUUGGCCACCUUAUAUUGAGCUGCUGCUGCGCAAUGGAAUUGCCUUGAGACAUCCUGAAGAUCCAAACCGAAUAAGAUUAGAAGCCUUUCAUCAGUAAAAGGAUGGUCUCUUUUCAUACUGUAAGGAAUCUUGUUAUCCAAGGAUAAAGGAAACAUUACUGUUUGAAUAAGUCAAUAAUAGCUCAUAGUUAGUAGUUCAUAUUCCUCUUGCUGUUUUAUAAACAAGUUCUUACUGUGUAGCCCAGGCUAGUGUCCAUCUCCAUAUCCUUCAGCAUCCAUUUCUCCAGUGCUGGUUGUGGUGUGUGCUACCACCGAGCAAGGUGGUUGAUCUACUUUAAAACUUAAAUAACGCAAACUGCCAACUAUUCAUUUAUAAAGUGAUAUUUUUUUUUUUACUCAUUCAGUACUUUUAUGUUUUCAACUGCAAGUGAAAAAUAUUGUAGAUUGUUUAUCAAGUGUGUCCUUAAUGUUCUUUGAAAAAUUGUAAAUUUGUGAAGUUGCUAAUAUUUUUCCAGAAUUGUUGUAUUGGAGACUAUUGGCUCAUUCCUACAGGCUGGAUCUGAGGAUUCCAGAUUGAAGCCAGCUUGGGUAGACAAAUUAUUGAAAUCUUUAUUUCCAAUUAAUUAGCAAAAAGUCAGAACUAAAGGCAUGGCUCAAGUAGUGGGGCACCAACUUAAUUGAAAAAGCUUAAGGCCCUGAGUCAAGCUCCAGAAUAUUAUUUAUUGCCCCCCCCCCAAAAAAAAAAUGAAAGGUCAUUUAAUUUGGAGAUUUUUUUCUUAUGGUGCUAGGGAGCAAACCUAGGACCAUGUUAAAGGUAGGCAAGCCCUCAACCAUGUCAGGAGAUAGUCUUAAAAUUGAAAUAUCCAUCCAAUUAGAAAGAUAAUUUAAAAAUAUUGAGCAAAUGUUUCAUAUAUAUUGUUUCUUUUCUAUGUUUGUUAAAAAUUAGAAUAUGGAAAACUAGUGGAUAAGCAAUCUUAUAUUCUGUAUUAAGUACCACUGACAGUAUAUGUUGAUACCCCUCUUGUUUCUGCUAAUUAUUACCAAGAAAAUUGUGAUCAAAACAUUUUGCAAGUUUCUAUAAAUAAAUUUGUUUCUAAAAAUC
Molecule: messenger RNA, 2180 nt
Organism: Dipodomys spectabilis (banner-tailed kangaroo rat)
Lineage: Eukaryota; Metazoa; Chordata; Mammalia; Rodentia; Heteromyidae
Gene: Cenpk
Product: centromere protein K
Exons: 10
Coding region: 280-1176 (298 amino acids)
Biological process (GO): kinetochore assembly; mitotic sister chromatid segregation
Cellular component (GO): nucleus
Source: RefSeq, a predicted model, not a curated record